AUGCGGCACGACGGGCGGCUCCCGGGGGUGCUGGUAGCUGUCACCAAAGGGCUCCUCAUCCUCUGGGCAGUGCCAGGCCAAGGGGGGCGGCCCCCCACCCUGCAGCAGAUCCAGGCACUGGUGAGGCACAUGGCUGAAGACGCCCAGGAGCUCUUCACCUUCUAUGAGAAGAACCAGGGCUUGGCCAUCAAUCAUUUGUGCCGCAACAACCACCCGCCUGAGUGGCUGCGGGGACCAGAGACAGUGCCCAGGGGGCUGCAGGAGCUGCGGGGGCUGCGGGGGACCAUGGUCCGCAUGGCCCAGGCGCUGCAGGACAUCACCCGGCACCAGCGCGACCUCAACCCCCCCGGCGCCGAAAUCCUGCGCCGCUUGGCCAGCACCCACCUGAAGGUGCGGGGGCUCCUCAACAACCUGGAUGUGCUCUACCCAACCCCCAGCCCCCGCCCCGGCCGCCAGCCCCCGCCCAGCCCCGCAGCACCCGCCAAGGUCUUCCAGAAGAAGCUGGAGGGGUGCCAGAUCCUCUGGAGCUUCUCCCGCUUGAUGGCCAAGCUCAGCUCCCAGCUGGAGGGCAAGAACCGCCGAGCGCGCCGGGACAGGCAACGAGGGCGCCGGGGCUCACGGCUGCCCAGGCGCUCCUAG
Messenger RNA from Apus apus (common swift), 639 nucleotides. RefSeq names its product oncostatin M (gene OSM). Gene Ontology annotation, cellular component: extracellular region. Gene Ontology annotation, biological process: immune response. The transcript is spliced from 3 exons. Gene Ontology annotation, molecular function: leukemia inhibitory factor receptor binding; cytokine activity. The record is from RefSeq and is a predicted model, not a curated record. Bases 1 to 639 code for a protein of 212 amino acids. Lineage: Eukaryota; Metazoa; Chordata; Aves; Apodiformes; Apodidae.